GUAUAGAUGUUCUCUGGUGAGGAUAGGAGCCAUUCAAGCGCUGGAGCGGUGCAUUAAUCAGCGGUGUGCUCUGGCAAAGUGCUGUGAUGUUUCGGUGGCUGAGCAGAGAGCGCCUAGUUCCCGUGUCAUCCCGGAUGCUCGGUGUCUGCACGUCGAGUACAACAGGUCUCGUGGCCAUUUUCUAACUGUCCCUGUAUUCAAGUUCAAAGAACAGACUGUCCGCAACACCUCUGUUCAAUCGUCAGUUGGCACAGUGGCAGUUCUAGCCGCACAAGAGAGAGGAUGUCGUGUCGUGGCUGCCCUGAGGCUGUGAUGGAGUGCUGGGUAGCGGUCUGUUCCUACCAGGCACGUCGCCCGGAUGAGCUGUCAGUGACGGCUGGUGAGCGAUUUCGUGUCUGGCCUCAGCAACAGGUGCAGCCUGGCUGGCUGCUGGGCUGCAGCCUCCGCACUGGGGCUCAAGGCUACCUGCCGGCUGCCUAUGCACGCCCCACAGGAGCUCUGGAUGACAGUGGAUACUCCGAGCAAGUGUCUUGCAGCCCACCACCGACUGGGGAACCCUCAACACACUUGCUGCAGGACUUGUUCCUAGUAACACCAGCAAUGUGCAGCCACUGCGACGACUACAUCUGGGGUCUCGGCUGCCAGGGCAAGCGCUGCCAGGAGUGCGGGGCAUCGUUCCACGCCGGCUGCUCGGGAUUCGCCGGCCUGCGUCCGUGCCUGCCGCCGAGGGAACCUGCUGCCGCUGCUGCACGCCCCGUCAUCUGCGGCUCCGUCUCCCUUAGUGAGUGGAGCAGUGAAAACAUACUGGAGUGGCUGGCCGCCAUCAAUAUGCUGUCUUGUGGUGGGGAGGCGCUGCGCGAGCUGAAAGGUGCUGACUUGGCCAGUCUGGAUCGAGAGCGUCUGCGCAGCUUAGGUCUAAAAGAGGAGGCCACGCAGGAUGCACUGCUGCGCUGUUUGGCAGAACUGUGCCGUUCAGCCCCUCCUCCGCCACCUGCCGCACCAUCUGCUUCUGCCAGCCAGCUCCAUCAGGGGGACCACGACCUGGAGUGUGGGAGCUUUCCACCAGGACUCGAACAGUGCGACAGCUGUCGGCACUUGUUGCGUGGCCUAGCGCAUCAGGGACUGCUGUGUCGCCAAUGCGGAUUGGUUUGCCACCGGUCUUGUGCAGCCACUCGUGGCCUGCCAGCAUGCCGUCCACCUGUGCCACGGCCCCGACAAGCUCUGCUGGCACUGUCUGCACUGUGGCGGGACCUGGGGGGGGACCACCCAGGUGCAGAUGUGCCACCCUUUCUGGCCCGCUGUCUGCGCGAGGCCGAGGCCCUCUGUCAGCGGACAGGGGCUGACCUGUACGAGGUGUAUGCCAGCCCAUGUGUGCCCGAACGUGUGCAGGAGUUGGCUCUGCGGCUGGCUCAGGAUCCCCAUGCUGAUCUGCCUAGUUAUGACUUAGCUUGCUGGGUGGGGGCCCUAAAGAAAUAUCUGCGUGAGCUGGCCAGCCCUGUUAUUCCAGUGCACUUCUACGAACGCCUUCUGGAAGCAGCCAAGGCCGGUGAUGAAGCAGCUGUGGUGCGGUUCGUCGGUCAACUGCCUGCCGUGCACUUCCGAGCCCUGCGAGCACUGAUGGCCCACCUGUGCCGUAUCUGCCGGCUGGCUCAUAGUAGAGGCUGGUGUGAGCGACCCCUGCGGCUGGCGCAUAGCUUGGCCUUUGUUGUGCUGCGACCACCCUGGGAACAGGUCGUGGCCAUGGCACGUAAUGCACGGUGGCACGGACGUGUACUUGAGAUAUUACUGCUGCGUGGAGACUGGGGCGAGUCUUUACCAGUCUUCCAGAAUGGAGGCACACCUGUGCCAAAUCGGUUUUGUAACGUGUGUGCAGCACUGCCACCUCGGCGACCAUCGAGGUCUAGCCAGCAGCCACCAGUAGACCGGAGCCUCCUUGAAGCUGAAUGGUAUUGGGGUGACAUAUCCAGGGAGGAAUGCUCAGAAAAGUUGAAGGAUGCUGCUGAUGGCACAUUUCUGGUUCGGGAUGCUUUGGAUCGAGGCUCGGGUGACUACACACUGACUCUUCGUGUGGGUGGCAGCAACAAGCUUAUCAAGAUUUAUCAGCGAGCGGGCAAGUACGGCUUCUCUGAGCCUCUCACCUUCAAUUCGGUGCCGGAGCUGAUCAGCCACUACCGGCGUGAAUCCCUGGAGCACUACAACAAUUUCCUGAAUGUGCGGCUGCUCUACCCGGUGUCCAAGUACCACCAGCCUGAUGAUGAGGAUCAGCGUGAGUGGAAUGUAGAACGUGUCGGCCAGCGUCUAAUGGAGACCAAUCGAGAGUUCCUGUCACGCAGCCGUCAGUUCGACCAAUUCCACGACCAGUUCAACAGGCUGAGUCAGGAGCUUCAGCUCAAGGGCCAGGCACUACAAUCAUUUGAUGAGGCUGCUGCCAUGUUUGAGGAGCAGGCAGACCUACUGCGGCACUUUAGCCGGGACUGCUGCAGUGGUGAGCAAGAUCGUCGGGCCGUUGAGGAAAAUGAGGCAUUGCUACAGCGGCGGCUGGCACUGUUGCGCGAGGCUCAGGGUCGGCUUGCCGACGAGGUUCGGGCCUCCCAGGCCUACUACAAGCAGCUGGAGCGGGAAAUCAAUGGCCUCAAGCUAGAGGUGGCUCAGGCAGCCAAACAGCGUGAAAAGUGCCAGGCCUGGCUGCAGGCGCGUGGCGUGCCCAAGGACCGCAUCAACAAACUUCUGCAGGAUUCUUCAGGACAGCAGGAAACAGCAAGGAGGAGCGGAAGCAGCAGCUCAGAAGAGGUGUCUCCUGACAGUAGCUGGUUUGUGGCAGACUGUGAUCGAAGCCAAGCCAUGCGCCUGCUUGAGGGUCGUUGCGAUGGUACUUUUCUGGUGAGACCCAGCAAGAACCCUGGGCAGUUUGCAUUGUCAAUUGUGGCUGAGGGCAAGGUCAACCAUUGCUUAAUUCUACGCACUGAACGUGGCUAUGGCUUUGCAGAGCCACUCACCACUCAUCCCACAUUGCGUAGCCUGGUGCAGCACUAUGUGCACAACUCACUUGAAGAGCACAACCCACUGCUCAAGACUACCAUGGCCUACCCAGUGUUCGGUUCCAGCUGAGGCUGGCUCCCCUCUUUCUGUACAGGACACCCUCUGCAUAAUGUGUACAUAGCCUGCUUUUUUAUCACCACUGUUCUCUAGUCAAAUAAAGACCGCUGUUUUCCUUA
This is a messenger RNA of Rhipicephalus sanguineus (brown dog tick), 3215 nucleotides long. RefSeq names its product phosphatidylinositol 3-kinase regulatory subunit alpha (gene Pi3K21B). Gene Ontology annotation, molecular function: protein binding; 1-phosphatidylinositol-3-kinase regulator activity. The transcript has 12 exons. The coding region runs from base 283 to 3108 and encodes 941 amino acids. Gene Ontology annotation, cellular component: phosphatidylinositol 3-kinase complex. The record is from RefSeq and is a predicted model, not a curated record. Gene Ontology annotation, biological process: insulin receptor signaling pathway; phosphatidylinositol phosphate biosynthetic process. Lineage: Eukaryota; Metazoa; Arthropoda; Arachnida; Ixodida; Ixodidae.